UUUUUUUCAGAACUGACUGGAUUAUGAGUCUCUGAAAAAAGAUGACAGAAGUAGCGAGUUUGCACCCGGCAAACCAUCGUUUGACUUCCGUGAGACAAUACGAGGCAGGACCACCGCCAGAAUUGGCUUUGGUGGCGCCUGGAGAGUCCAUUGCUCUUACUAAGGAAGAGGAAUGGGUUAGUAAGAAGAAGACAGAGGUAGUAAACACCAAACAGAUCGAGACGAGAGUCAAGAGACAAGUCGUUUUAGAAGAUGGAAAAGUGGUGGAAGACUCCGGACCUAUGGUCACCACAAACACAACGGAAGACACGGAAACUCAGGAACACCAUCAAACCGAGCUGCGGAAACUUGGAGACGAUGAAAUCGAUGGCCCAUUGGCAGUGGAAGGCAAAGCGGACAACGCUGCUGUCAGCAAAAGAAACUGGGUGGUCACCUCCAAUCCCGACGGAGUGGUGCGGGAGGUCAAGGAAAAAAGGGUGCUCUCCAGGGAAGAAACAGAAGAAGUUAAGGAGACAGAAGACAUCCAGCAUUUUGGGGAUAUAACGGACGAGGACUUCCUAGCAGCGGUUCGUUCAGGACAGUCCGACAUACGCAAGGUCCUCCGAGUGAAAGAGGGAGGAAAGGACACCGUCGUCUCUACUGGUCCCAGGGUGGUCCACGAAUCGACCAAGAGCAAGAAGGUGAUCGAUACAGAGGACAAGCGAGACCUCAGCUCCGUCCAGCCGGACGGGAAGAUCAUCACCGAGAGCCAGAGGACCACGGAACACGAGGAAAUCAGGGACGACGAGCUUCCUGAGGACGCUGUAGUUGAGGAUUCACACAAGGAAUCAUCUGAGAGGUACCUGAAGACCCGAGAUCAAGUGGAUGUCGAUUAUUUGGCGGAUGGAGUGAACAUCGGUCACGAGAUGAGGUUCAAAACUGAGAAUGUGGAGGUUGAACGCAAGGGUGAUGGUCUGAAUGAACCGGAUUUCGACUCAUUGUCCGCUAGGCUGAGAAAGAGGACCCAGAAUAGGCCACCACAUAGAUACAGAGGCGUCGAAAACCCAAACGCCAACCCCCUAGACCGAAAAGACGCCCUCACCGGCCAACCCUUGGACUUCGAGAGGGAGGAACAGACCAGAAAAGUCGAGACGUCCAAAUGGCUCGAGCACCAUUUCGGCAGCGAUUCCAAAUCGUCCACCAAUUCCCUGAUAGACGAGGAGGAACAACCGCCGAAGACGAGUUUCUUCAACGUCACCAUCAAAUCGCAGCCUUCCCGGAACGCGGAACCCGAGUACCUGCACAGGAACUACUCGUCUCCGAUGAGGACGUCGCCCAGGGUUUACAGCCCGAUGGAGCCGGAGAGAGAUGGCAAUCCGAGAUACUUCAAAGGUAUAACUGAGUGGUCCGAGAGACGCCAAGAGAACAUGUUCACCUCGGAGCGUCGUUCCCCUUUCUAUCAAGAACGCACCUCCCCGGCAGAAAGGCUCCAACAGCAAUCCCCCAUACCGGACUACAGAGACAACGUGGAGAAUUUCCGAGGCUCCAGAGACAACCUCCGAGAAGUGCCGGACCACCACAGACCGGAGUUCCGCCAAAACUACAGAGAAGACAAAUCCUACCAAUCCAGGGAAUCUUCCAGAGAGUACAGGGGCAAUCAUAGGGAGGACGAGUACAGGGAGUACAAGGAGCCCCUCAAGGACUACAACUGGGACUAUAGAAGAGAAAACGGGAUAAGACCCAACGGAGUUGUCAGAGAAAACGGUCACAGCACGCAUAGAGACGAGGAAUAUAGAGAAACCAGGGAGAACCAUAGAGUCUACAGGGGCGAUUAUGGUUCUGUGGAUCGCAGGGAAAUGAGGUCCAGGUCUCCGGACGUAACCCCCAUUCCUCCCCAUCGAAAGAGAGGGAGCGAGAGACGGCAGAGGAUAGAGGAGGAGAAGAGGUAUCAGAACGGGUAUCGAAGGUCGCCGCCAGUACAACUGGAUGAGCCACUGGAGGAGCCUCCCCCUGAUUAUUCACCACCUAGUCCUCCCCCGAUGCCAAGGGAGGAGAAGAAGGUUAUCCAGAAGACGAGGUUCGCAGCUGAUCCGCCAAAGGCCAAGAGCGGAAAUAUUAUAGGUCAGUCCAUAAGGAAAUUGGUCGGGAAGAUAAGGUCGGCGAGCGCCGAGCGUAAGGCGAAACAGAGGGCCAAGAGGUCGCCGAGUCCCUCGUACCAGGCCGGUCAUAUAAUAGACGGGAACAUCCACGGCUCCAUGGAGAACGGCAGGCCCGUCCAGAGGUACUACCUGGGGGAGGAUCCGUUCGCGGGCAGCAUCUACGGCAGGGAGAACAAGUACGACGGCGUCAGACCGGCGAGGGUGGCCAGGAGGAAGGACGAGCCUAGAUCGCAGAGCACGCUCGGUAGGUUCAGUAAAUCGACCGGGAAGCUGUCGUCAAGUCUACCGACUGAUAGAAAAAAUUCGCAAACACUUCCGAGGCAUUUGUCGAGGCACGCCAGUCCUCCCAAGCUAGAGAAGAACAGCAAAUCUAACAGCACCAUCAACGUUUCCAUCAUCAACACGGUGAGGCCACAGAACGAAGGUCCAGCGAAACCUGCACGAACUUACAGGGCUAACUUAUCGAGGAGUAAGAGCUUCAAUAUCAACAGCGAAGAGUUCAACGGCAGGGAUAUGUAUAAGAGCAACCCCCAUCUGCAUCGUCUCAACGACAAUUCUACCGGCCUCAAGAGCCCUGGAUUGAUCUCGAGUCUCAGCAGGAGCCAGAGGGAUAUCAACGAAGAAUCCUACACCAGAUUCAGGAACGGUACCAGCGAUAGCCAGAGGGUGUUCCUGAAGAACCUCAAAGAUCGUUCGCCUGAACUGUACAAAACCCUCCACGAAAACGAAGAUUCUUACACCAGGACCACUCCGAAAACCAGCAGGGUCUACAACGGCGACAUCUACGAACCACCGACUCGUCUCAGGGACAGCUACGUGGUCUCCUCCACGCCUAUAAAGUCCUUGAGGAGCGGAAGCAACUCCAGCGACUACAGCGAAACGUACCGAACGACCACGAGAAGCGACGAUCCCUUGAGACCAAGCAUCACCAAUACCACCAAGACCAUCAGCAAAAAAACAGUGCCAUCGAGGGACGGAAGGUCCUUCGAAACCAUAGAAUCUAGCGAGGUGAAGUCCAUAACCAAAAGCAGCUACCGCGGAGAUCCCAAACUGCAGUACCGAGAGGCGGAGAGACGGUACACGCCGAGUCCUGUUGUUAUUGAAGUUAGGAAUAAUUAUAGGAAAUAGGUCACGUCCUUUAUCGCAUUAUUAAUCUCGCUAAUAUUGUAAAUAAGCUGUUUGAAGAGUGAAACGGGACUUGUUAGUGCUCAACUACGUUUGUGACAGUGUCAUAAUAAUUUAAUUUUUUAUUCUCACUUUUUUAUGAACUCGUUAAUGGUCAUGUUGUGUAUGGCUUAAUACUUCAAUGUUUAUGUACAGUUUGUAUAUAGUAGACUAAUCUUCCGAAUCGUUCUAAUUUUCAAUAAACUAUUAAUAAUUA
Coccinella septempunctata (seven-spotted ladybird) is the source of this 3519-nucleotide messenger RNA. RefSeq names its product serine/arginine repetitive matrix protein 1. Bases 42 to 3266 code for a protein of 1074 amino acids. The record is from RefSeq and is a predicted model, not a curated record. NCBI's taxonomy places the organism in Eukaryota, Metazoa, Arthropoda, Insecta, Coleoptera, Coccinellidae. The transcript has 10 exons.